Molecule: messenger RNA, 5774 nt
Organism: Drosophila eugracilis
Lineage: Eukaryota; Metazoa; Arthropoda; Insecta; Diptera; Drosophilidae
Gene: anne
Product: probable cation-transporting ATPase 13A3
Exons: 9
Coding region: 1267-5643 (1458 amino acids)
Biological process (GO): intracellular calcium ion homeostasis; polyamine transmembrane transport
Cellular component (GO): membrane
Molecular function (GO): P-type ion transporter activity; polyamine transmembrane transporter activity; ATPase-coupled monoatomic cation transmembrane transporter activity
Source: RefSeq, a predicted model, not a curated record
UUUUAUAUAUUUUGUAAUAUGUAUAUGUACUUCUUAAUGUGUUUAUAAAUAAUUGUUCGAAAAAUAUCGGUUUUUUAAUAGUUUUGUGGAAAAACGCAAAUACGAAUUUUAUUUGUUAUGUGCAACAUUUGUUGUACCAGCGUGUCCAAGUAACUAAAAUCUUUUUUGUGAUAUUCGGAUGUGUACUUCAAGUCUUUUUCUUGCCUGUUAAUGCUAAGACGCUGGCUAUUCCCAAUUUAUCUAAUAUCAUAAAUUAAAACAAUCCAAAUGUGCUUAUAUGCACAUUCUGACAUAUUUGGGCAGAUUGUUUUCUUGUGCUGAUGUUAUGUCACAAAAUUUUAAUAUUGAUUAUUAUGAUUAAAUAAAUGUUAAUCCACAAUUUAUUAAUUAAGAAAUAUGUACGUGUAUACCAGUAUUUUUAUUUUUAAGAAAAUUGUACCAUUACUUAGAGAAUGGAUACGUUUUAAUAAAAUGAAGGCUAUCAUACAAGAAAAAUGAAUGACAAGGAUUAUUUAUAAAAAUGGAACGGUACCAAAAAUAUAAUGGUGUUAAAUAUGUGACAUCCCAUUUUUUUCAACGAAGAAACGUUUAAUUGUUAAAGAUAUCGGCUUAAAAAUUUGUACGUAUAUUUAACCUGUCAAACUAAAAAUUUAACCCGAAAACUUGUAUCGUAAUGAAUUCAUUCAAGGUGAUAUAAAGAACAACCUGAAAAGAAGUGAGCUAUUAAAAAGAGAUUUGUUGCAGAGCUGCUGCAGUGUGUUCACAUUACUAAUAAUACAUUUGGUUGGCAUUCUGCACGGCUGGGCGAGACAAAAUUUGGAGAUUGUACAGAAGGAGUGCAUCAAGCAGAAUUUUUGAGAAGCGCGUGCAAAGAUAAUCGCGUCUUUUGGAUGAUUGACGAAGAACUUGCUUAGGAGUAUAUUGAAGAAGACAUUUCUAAAUCUCUCAGGUCAUCUAAUGCAAUUUUUAUUCAGAGAACAGCAGCGGGGAAAAACACAUUUUAAAUUGUGACCAGAUAGACAUGUGCCAUCUUAAAAUUAUACCCAAUUUUGUAUCAUAUUUCUGAGCAAGUUAAGCAGAUCAAUUUGGAAAAAAAAUGUUAUUAGAGAAAUUUAUUGAUAGUUACAUAUACAUCUUAAGCGAUUUAUUUUAUAAAGUCCAGAAGUUUAGCUGACAUUCAUGUUGCCCAACUACCGUCACAGUAUACUCAAGCUAUAGUUGACUGUUGCGAAAUUGCUUGCUUUCCUAAUUCUGGGUAGUUUUAAGAUGUUUACAAAUAAGGACCAAACUACUGAGAUCGCGAAUUCUCGCUGUGAAAUGUUGCAGCUAAAAUCAUCAUCAAUGCGGGAUAUAGACACACAAUUUAAAGUUGCAGAAAUUGAAACGGAGGAGCAUCUUCACUUCUCUCGUAUAGCUGCUAAAAAUAAACACUUAAAGCUUAGUUGGUGGCAUUCAUCUGCUGAAGUGCGUGAUGCAGAGGCAUCACUAGUGCAACAUAAAAAAAGUGAUAAAGGCACAAGCAACAAAUCGAAAAAGGUUGAGAACAACAAUACUUUAGUUUCUGGCUGCAAUAACACGCCAGCAAGAUCUGUGCCAUUACUACAGUACAACACAGACCAGAAACGUGUUAGUGAAGCAAACGAAGCAAGCAUUCUGGAUCUUAAUGUAGAUGAAUUUUAUCCGAAAGACUCACACCGACUUGUCGAUGAUUCUAAACCAUGUACUGGAAUUUUAAAUCAAGGUCAAGAAGAUCAAAUGAAAGUUUCUGGUUAUCGCCGAUGCCAUAUACGAACUAUACUUUGCUGGGCCUGUAUAUUCUUAACAGGUGGUCUUUUGCGACUUGUGUUACAUUGGUGGCGUCAUUUGUACCUAUAUGCGACUUGCACUCCAUGUUCUUUGGAGGAGGCAGAACAUGUUUUGAUAACCGAGGAUUAUCAAGGAAAGCACAAAUUGUACCAUGUUAAGAAAAUUCAGGUCCUUACUGUGAACGACCUUAAGACACUAUUUCAAAGGGAAUCCCACCGUUCAGAGGGGAUGCACAUGGAAAGAAAUAAUGUAGAAACCACCUUGCAAAUAUCGGUUCAUUUUACCUCGGCGCACUUUAAAAGAUGUUCCUCUUUACGAAUUUUCCGCUGCAAGCAAUUAAUAUACGCAUGGAACAACAAUAUGAGUUGUUUCCAAAAAAUUAAUGGACUUGAUAUUAACAUACCUUGUUCAUAUUAUCAUCAACAACGCGGAUUAACUGUAAAUGAACAGAUUUCAAGAAGAAUAGUUUUUGGGGAUAAUGAGAUAACGGUUCCUUUGCGAGAUGUUAAGACACUGCUUUUUCUGGAAGUUCUUAACCCUUUUUACGUUUUUCAAUUAUUCUCGGUUGUUCUUUGGUUUACAUAUGAUUACUACUAUUAUGCUUGCGUAAUACUUUUGAUGUCCAUAUUUGGUAUUACUAUUUCUAUUUUGCAAACGAAAAAGAAUCAAGAUGUGCUACAAAAUACUGUAUAUAAUACUGGUAACGCUUUGAUUGUUGAUCCAAAAGGUGUUUCCAAGCAGUUUCCAACGCGAGUUUUAGUACCGGGAGAUUUAAUUGAAAUACCAUCAUCAGGCUGUACGCUUCAGUGUGAUGCAGUAUUAUUAUCAGGAAACUGCAUCCUAGAUGAGUCUAUGCUUACUGGCGAAAGUGUUCCAGUGACAAAAACUCCUUUACCAUCAAAGCGUGACAUGAUAUUUAAUAAAACGGAGCAUGCUAGGCACACUCUUUUUUGUGGUACCAAGGUUAUUCAGACUCGUUAUAUUGGAUCAAAAAAAGUAUUGGCAUUUGUGAUUAAUACUGGAAACAUAACAGCCAAAGGAGAAUUAAUACGAUCUAUUCUUUAUCCCCCACCUGUUGACUACAAGUUUGAACAAGAUUCGUAUAAAUUUAUUCAGUUCCUGGCAUUAAUAGCUUGUGUUGGAUUUAUUUAUACGCUGGUAACAAAAAUUUUACGUGGUACGGAUCCUGUUAAGAUAGCAGUUGAAUCACUCGACCUUAUUACAAUUGUAGUGCCACCAGCACUACCAGCGGCUAUGACGGUCGGUCGUUUUUAUGCGCAAAAGCGAUUAAAGGCUAGUGAAAUUUUUUGCAUUGCCCCUCGGUCUAUAAACGUGUCAGGAAGCAUAAAUUGCUGUUGCUUUGACAAGACUGGUACUCUAACUGAAGAUGGACUUGAUAUGUGGGGUGUAGUGCCCAAGUCAUCAACUAAUCAAUUUCAAAUACCGUUAAAAAAUGUGGAACGUUUACCUUUCGAUCAUUUUCUAUUUGGCAUGGUAACGUGCCAUUCUAUCACAAUAAUGAACGGCUCAAUGAUGGGGGAUCCGUUAGACUUAAAAAUGUUUCAAUCUACUGGUUGGGUAUUAGAAGAUUCAAAGAACAUACCAGAUAAUGAAAAAUAUGGUAUUAUUUACCCAACAAUUUUAAGACAACCAAGAGUCUGCCAUUCUGCUUUACCUUCGCCGGAUAUGGAAACUAAAAGAAAUGUUCAACGGCAGUCUUCUGUUGACGAUUUACUAGCUACUGUUGGUAUCUCGCAAGCUCAAAAGAAUUUUGAUCAUGGUAUCGUUAGAGAAUUUCCAUUUACUUCGAAUCUUCAGCGAAUGUCUGUAAUUUCUCGAUGUCUAAGUGACCAAGUAUUUAAUGUUUACUGCAAAGGUUCUCCUGAGAUGUUACAGAAGCUGUGCACCCCCCACAGUUUACCCGAUAAUUAUUCCCAACAUUUGUCUGCGUUUGCCUCAAAAGGAUACAGAAUUAUUGCUAUUGCAUUUAAAGCUUUUGUCCAUAAAAUGAACUAUACAAAAAUACAGCGUCUAACCCGCGAAGAGGUUGAAAGCAAUUUGGAAUUUCUUGGAUUCGUUAUCCUCGAGAAUCGUCUCAAACCAGAUACUGCGAAAGUAAUCAAUGCGCUAAACUCAGCUAAAAUUCGAACUAUUAUGAUUACCGGCGAUAAUAUAUUAACUGCUAUGAGUGUAGCUCGUGACUGUGGUAUAGUCAGUGCAUCGCAAGAUGUUAUUACUGUACAUGCAGAUCCGGUUGACGAUGUUGGGAAUACUAAAAACAGCGGUGUUACUGGUACAGAAUAUAUAGAAUAUAUUUCAGAUAAACCCUAUAAGUUACAGUAUACUUUAGAUUUGGGAAGUAAAAUGUCUUCAACACAUUUGUCAUCAAGUUUCAAUGGUAAUAUUUUUCCCGAGGAAAACCGAAAAGGAGAAUUUAGCGACGGUGUUCAAACACUUUGUCGAAUGGAGUCGAAAAACUCAUUAGUUAAUGAAUUGAGCUCAGGUUAUGCAGAAAGCGCUCUGCCGCUUAGUGAUAGUUUGGCCAGUGUAAUGACCACAGAGACAUGGACCCACAAUGAGGCAACAGGUGCAGAUGUUGAGCUUGGAAUUAAAAACGCUCAAGACGAAAAUUCGCGCCAACGCUAUGUAUUUGCAAUGGAUGGUAAAACUUGGCAAAUUGUUAAAGAUCAUUUUCCCAAGGAGAUGGAAAUUCUAUUAACACGUGGAUCAAUUUAUGCACGAAUGUCACCUGAUCAGAAACAGGCACUAGUAAUAGAACUUCAAAACUUGGACUACUGUGUUGCCAUGUGUGGUGACGGAGCCAACGACUGCGGUGCGCUAAAGGUAGCUCAUGCUGGUAUUUCCUUAAGUGACACAGAAGCGUCCAUAGCGUCACCGUUUACAUCACGAAACUCUACGAUUUCAGCGGUUUUAAAAGUUAUUAAAGAAGGACGUGCUGCAUUAGUCACAUCGUUUGGUAUUUUCAAGUAUAUGGCUGCCUAUUCGCUGGUUCAGUUUAUAUCUGUUAUGAUUCUUUAUUCAAUCGACUCAAAUUUAACAGACAAACAGUAUCUUUAUGUAGACCUUGGACUUAUAUCAAUAUUUGCCUUCUUUUUUGGCAAAACUGAGUCGUUCAAUGGAAAUCUGGUAAAACAAGUGCCUCUCAGUUCAUUAAUAUCCUCCACGCCUUUAGCGUCCAUUUUACUACAUCUUACUGUUGUAACUGGAUUCCAGGUAACUGGUUGGAUUCAUCUUCACCAACAGUCGUGGUUCAAACCUUUUCAACCUGCUGACGAGGAACAUUUGGGUUGUUAUGAAAAUUACACCAUGUUUUGCAUUUCCAGUUUCCAGUACAUUAUACUAGCUUUUGUUUUUUCUAAAGGUGCGCCAUAUCGGAAACCACUGUGGUCGAACUGCCCACUCUGCUUUGCAUUUAUUGUAAAUUUAUGCGUAAUUGUCUAUUUGGUCAUUUAUCCCAGCGACUGGGUAGCUCAUUUUUUUCAACUCAUUGUACCUCCUGUUAUGAGUUUUCGAUACAUAAUGCUGGCUUACGGAGCAGCAGCAUUUACUUCUCACAUUUUUGUCGAAUCAUUUUUGGUUGAAUAUCUGAUUUUCAAAAAAUACCAAGUUCAACGGGAGAAGAACUGGGUCACAUCAAAGCAAAAAUACAUGCGACUGGAGCACGACAUUUCCAAAAUAAAAAAUUGGCCACCAAUAACUGAAGUUUAUGAACCAAAUAAUUUUACCGACUGGGAAAUAGAGCAGCCGGCAUAUGUUAGUUUGCACGCUGAACAAAGCCAUGAUACGCAGCUUGAAAAGUUUCCUGGGUUUCCUUAACAAAUUGUUAAAAAAUGUAGCUAAUAAAAUGGUACUUAAUAAAAUAGAGCUGCGUAUUCACACCUCAAAAUAUGUUUUGUUUAUAUAGUAUGUAUUCAAAGAUAUAAAUAAAUACUUUUCAUUUGGCUUUA